Molecule: messenger RNA, 1414 nt
Organism: Centruroides sculpturatus (bark scorpion)
Lineage: Eukaryota; Metazoa; Arthropoda; Arachnida; Scorpiones; Buthidae
Product: neurocan core protein-like
Exons: 9
Coding region: 253-1239 (328 amino acids)
Molecular function (GO): signaling receptor activity
Source: RefSeq, a predicted model, not a curated record
CCCUUAUACGUUUCUUUUAUGAAAUUCCGCCCAUUCUCUAUGGCUUUUCUUCUCAGACGAAAUUAAAAAUUCGAUCCGGUGUUAGUGCGAUUCGUGUAUGUAUUGACUCGAUACACGCCUAAUCCAUUGGGAAUGAAAAUAAUUUCGCUUGUGAUUUUAGCUUCGUGAGAUAAAGUUUACAUUGUCACGUCAUUCUUAUGUGGUUGUUUAGAGUUACUUCACGUAGAAAUUUUAUCUGGAAGCAGUCUAGAAAUGCUAACUCAGAAUUGGCGAUCGAGCCUGGAACUAAAUGCAUGCUGUUUAGCCUUCGUUGUGUUGAUUAUUGUUAAUACAGGUGGUGAAACCUGUGAAGAUCCUUGGAAGGAUCAUGGAGGUGCUUGCUUUUUGUUUGCAUUAAAGAGUAAAAACUUCUUCCAAGCCCGUGACGAUUGCUAUAGCAGUGGAGGCAUACUAGCGAGCAUUAGAAAUGCUACAGAAUUACAUUUUAUAGUUAAAGUAAGUAUUACUAUAUUUAAAAAGACUAUUCAGAAAUUAGGUUCGGCAUAUCAAAGAGUCAGGUGGUUUACUGGUUUGUAUCAGUUUGAUGAUAAUGCUGCGAAUAACUACAGAUGGAUGGAUGGUAGCUUGGCUUCAUUUAGAUAUUGGAUGAGAUCACAGCCAAAUAAUCCCUACGAGAGAUGUGUUCAAUUAGAUGGUAGUGCGGGAUUUAAAUGGAGAGACGAUAUAUGUAAUCAACCCGCUUUGUAUAUCUGUCGAAAGGAAAAAGGUGCUGUCAAUUGCUAUGAUAAGCCUCAUACUUCGUACGUUUGGAAAGCAUUAGAUAUGAGUGUUACAUUAUGUAUAGAACAUUGUAGAGGAAGGGGAUAUCAAUCAGCAGCUGUAAAGCCGGAUCGUUGUUUUUGUCAAACUAAGAAAGAUGCAGAAAAGAGUACCAUUAUCGAUUUGGAAAAGUGUAAUAGUUUAUGCGAAGAACAACAUUGCGGUCGUGAUGAAGCUUUAGUUGUGUAUAACAUUUCUUUCUAUCCGGAUAUUGCUAGAAGUUGCGAAGAGUUAACAUCAUACGGUAUAUAUCAUCCUGCCACGUAUAUCCUUGCUAAAAAUGGCGAAAACCCUAAGAAAUAUUCGUGUUUUGGCCACCUUGCUUCGAUGAUGAUGAUGAAAUCUUUUAAUCUUGAAGUUAAUUUGGUUCCUGGUGUCAAGUCUGUGCCACAAUACCUGGAAAAAGUUGACAUUGACUGAUGUAGUUGUCUGUUCGAAUUUCCACUCUUUCUGAAACACAGAAUCCAUUAUAUUUAUGAUUUCUUCUGUUAAAACGAGGAAUGAAGCUAAAAUCUAUAAAUUCAACUUUAACUCUUUUACCAUUAGGUGCCUAAAAAAUAAAAAAAAAACAAGAAAGAAAGAAAAAUCAUCUUAA